Messenger RNA from Colletes gigas, 2436 nucleotides. Its product is annotated as T-cell immunomodulatory protein. Bases 142 to 1926 code for a protein of 594 amino acids. The record is from RefSeq and is a predicted model, not a curated record. Lineage: Eukaryota; Metazoa; Arthropoda; Insecta; Hymenoptera; Colletidae. The transcript has 3 exons. Gene Ontology annotation, cellular component: plasma membrane.
AAUGGUUGGAACGUGUCUCGUCCGCGUCGUUGCUAUAGGCUUGACACUCUUGACAGCACUUGACAGAUUUCGAGGAUCGUGAGUCAACCAGUCAACUGUCAGAGCAGCAUGCACGACGCAGUUGGAUAAUUGGACGAAAGGAUGUCGACAGAGUGGAUCUUGGUAUACGUGCUCGCUGUUGCGACUGCAACAGUGAAAUGCAGCGACAUAACUCCGGCGGUGUUCGGAGGUGUGCUCGACGGAAUGCCAGCUGCCUUUGGGGACUUCAAUUCGGACGAGUUGACCGACGUGUUUAUGUUGCGGAAGAAUGGAACCACCGUCGAGAUAUUCCUCGCCGCGGAACAGGAACCGCUCCUGAGGCCCAGCUCGAAUCUGAGCUGUACAUUUAAGCGUAUCGUCGUCGGCGUUGUACCCGGAGACUUCGACGGGGACGUGUUCAUGGAUGUGUUGGUGGUCACGUACGACAUGUCCGAGAGACUAUCGUACGUUUACGUCCUGUGGGGCGGAAACGAUCGACUGAACUGUACGGAUGAGAACGAGCCGCUUAUAAAGAUGAAGGGUCAGCCGUUGGCGAUGGACUAUAACGGGGACAUGAUCAUAGAUCUGUUCGGGUUGGACAGGGAGAGCAGGAGGACAUUUUGGAUAUUCGACCAGAGCAGGCGACGUCCUGAAGUCGUGCACAUGAGGUCGCACAGCGAUCCCAUACCGCUGAUCAGCCAACCGCAUUCGAACGCCUAUUUGGAUUUAAACAGCGACUUCUUGGCGGAUCUGGUCGUCACCACGAACAAAUCUUUCGAAAUUUGGCACGGCAUCGAGGAAGGAUUUUUCUUCCACAAGGAUAUAGAGUUUCCGUACGGUAUCGUGCUGGACAGGAACCUUCACGUCGUGAUGGGCCAAUCCCUCUACUUGGACGUGGAAUUGACCGGCAAGAUGGAUCUGCUUCUGCCUCUCUGUUUCGACGUGUCGUGCGCCAACAGCACGAUCAUGAUGUACUCCGACAAGUGGUACAAUCUCCAGGUGAACUUCAGGGACAGUAACAACAUGUUGUGGGGUUUCGUGAGUCCUGACGGGCAACGGUACACCGACACGAUCACUUUACGCGGCGGUGACUUCAACAUGGACGGUUAUCCCGAUCUGUUGGCCACGUUGAAGUCGACCACCGGCAAGCAGAAGCAAUCGUUCCUGUUGGAGAACGUCGCGUGCGACACCUGCACUGGCUUCGGGCGAAAGUUCGAAGUCAAGUGGCAAGCGUUAAACCCGUUUUACAACGAGACCGCGAUGGCGGUGUUCUACGACUUCUACCAGGACGGGAUUUUGGACGUCAUCUUGGUGGACGUCGACAAAAGCACCGGUACUUAUCGCACCGCCGCGUUCAAGAACAGCUUGGACUACGACGCGAAUUUCGUGAAGGUUAUGGUGCUGACCGGUCGCAACAACAGCAUGUACCCGAUCUCACCCGGAUCAUUGGGAAAGAAGAAACGAACCUAUGGGACCAAUCUGCCUGGUCCGUCGAUAGCCUAUCGGACCACCACGCAAGAUGGCAGCCCACGAAACGCGAUCGCCGCCCAGCUCCCACAGAGCGCGCACUUUUCGUUGAACUUACCUUACACGACGUUUGGUCUCGGUAGGACACCCAACUUUGUCGACGCUCUCACGAUAGGGGUGGGUGGGAAAUCACGAGAGUGGCCACAAAUCAUUCCAAACUCCCAGAUGGUAGUGAUACCAAACCCGAUAGCAGAACCAUGGAGGUGGAAGGCGCAAUUGUUCGUAACACCUAGCAAAUUGAUUCUGUUGAGCGCCGCCGCUUUGACCGGAACUUGCGGCUUGAUAUCGUUAAUUAUUGUCGGCUUGUAUUGGAAGGAGCGAAGGGAAGAUAAAAUCGAGAAGCUUCAAGAAGCGCACAAAUUUCAUUUUGACGCGAUGUAAAAGCAACAAAAGAAAAAAAAAAGGAUAGAAAUAAGAGUCCGUUUGCUUUGCUAGCCGUUAAGAAAUGUAUUUAAUCGAUAUCGACGUGUAAAUUAUUUCUUAAGCGAUAAAUAAAUAAAUUAAGUAAAUUAAUAACUUAACAAAUACAACAGCCUUACGAGAAAGUAAAUAGGGGGGACUAAACGGACGCGUGAAUGUACAAACGGAUGGUACGCGAUAUUCGAUCAUUCGGUGAGCACUUGAUCUGUCUCGUUCUCGAACGUUUUAGAGAGAAUUAGCUUUUUCGUACGUUAGAGACUUACCGUCACUGAUAAAAUUGACAAUUUAUUGAUUUCUCUUGGACAUUCUUAGAAAACAGGACUCGUCGGUGUUUAUUUCGCAUCGUCGUCGACGGCACUGAAUGCGAAACACACGUAUAUAAUAGUAAUAUGUAUAUAUUAACAAACGAUCUUCAUCGGUGUGAUUUUGGUCGCCGCCGCCAUCCGUACUCGGUACGCGCAUUCGAUCAUC